UCUCUCUCUCUCUCUCUCUCUCUCUCUCUCUCUCUCUCUUGCUCUUUCUCUCUCUACACCGCCAUGCGAAAGCCCCAUCUCCGCCUCUCGCUCCUCGUCUCAUGCGUUUCCCUCCUUUGGAUCGCCGCGUUCGCCACCCCUCCCCCUCGGGAAUCGCUCGGAAUCGCUCCGCAAGAUGAGAACUACUUUAGAUCCAGCGUGAUCAAAUGCAAGGACGGAUCCAAGCAGUUCACCAGGGAUCAGCUCAACGAUGAGUUCUGCGAUUGCCCCGAUGGAACCGACGAACCUGGAACAUCGGCGUGCCCAGGAGGGAAAUUCUAUUGCCGCAAUGUGGGUCAUGCUCCCCUCACGAUCUUCUCGUCCAGAGUGAAUGAUGGAAUAUGCGAUUGUUGCGAUGGGACUGAUGAAUAUGAUGGCAAGGCCAACUGCCAGAAUACAUGCUGGGAGGCUGGAAAAGCAGCGAGGGAGAAAUUGAAGAAAAAGAUAGCAACUUUUAAAGAUGGGGUUGCUAUUCGGAACCAGGAGGUCGAAAAGGCGAAACAGGCAUUUGCUAAAGAUGAAGCAGAGUUAGCUAAACUUAAAAAUGAAGAGAAAAUACUUAACGGCCUGGUGGAGAAGCUUAAAGAACAAAAAGAACGAAUAGAAAAGGCAGAGGAAGAAGAACGCUUAAAGAAAGAGAAGGAAGAAAAGAGGCUAAAAGAAGAAGCUGAAAAGCAAGCCAUCGAAGAUAAGAAAGCAACUCAGGAUUCUCAAGAGGGAAAUGUUGAUGCGACUCUUGAAAAAUCGUCAGAAGUCCAAUUACAGGAAGGAAAUGAUCACAGAACCGAAGUUGAAGAUGGAAAUAAUCAAGAAAACACCAAAUCUGAUGAAGGAGAUGAGGUUGACGAUCAAGGAAAUAUCGAAUCGUAUAUUGGAGAUGAUGAACCAAUUGAUGGGUUAUCUUCUACCCCUACACUUGAAGAGCAUGUAGUGGAAAGCGAAGAUGACAACAUGAUCAAGGCUGCUAGUAGAGAUGAUUCUGCAGCUAAGGCGGCUUCUAAAACAUCAGAGGAACAGGAUCAUGCUCCUCUUGAUACCGAAGGCUUAUCGAAAGAGGAACUAGGUCGACUGAUAGCUUCUCGCUGGACUGGUGAAAAUGUUGCGCCAAAAACAGAUGAAGUAAGAGAGAAUGCCAAAGAGGAAGGAGAUGAAUAUAGGCUGGAUACUGAAAUACCAGAGCCUGCAGAGGAGAGUUACGAUGGAUAUAAUUCAGAAACUGAUGAAGAAGCAAACAGGUAUGAGGAGGAUGACUUCGAGGAUGAACGAGAUGAGGAAUACAAUGAAGACCAUAUUGAUCCUGCUGACUCUUAUUACAGUGAUGAAGCAGGCAAAAGUGACCAUUCAGAUUUGACUGAUUCGGGGGGUUCAUCAUGGCUGGAAAAGAUUCAGCAAAAGGUGCAAAGUGUUCUUCAAGCCUUUAACUUUUUCAAGACCCCAGUGGAUCUAUCAGAGGCUUCUCAUGUCAGGAAGGAAUAUGAUGACUCCAGUUCAAAGUUGUCCAAGUUACGAUCGAGAAUUUCCAGCUUGACGGAGAAGCUAAAACAUGAUUUUGGUAAGGAGAAAGAAUUCUACUCCUUUUAUGACCAAUGCUUUGAGAGCAAGCAGAACAAGUAUGUUUACAAAGUCUGUCCGUUCAAAAAAGCAUCCCAGAAUGAAGGCCACAGUUCGACUCAAUUGGGGCGGUGGGACAAAUUUGAGGAGUCUUAUCGCAUCAUGCAUUUUUCUAAUGGAGAUAGAUGCUGGAAUGGCCCCGACAGAAGCCUAAAGGUCAGGCUUAGAUGUGGAUUAAAGAAUGAGCUAACUGAGGUUGAUGAACCGAGCAGAUGCGAAUAUGUGGCUAUACUAUCAACUCCUUUGCUAUGUUACGAAGAAAGGCUAAAGGAACUGCAGCAGAAAUUGGAUGACAUGAUGAGGCAACCCUCAACUCAUGAUGAACUCUAGGUCAUUCUCCUGGGGAGGCUUUUGAGAGAAGCAAUUUUAGAGACUUCGAGGUUGAACAAUUUGAUAUUGGUUGGUUGCGACGAAGUGGCCUCCACAUAGUUAAAAUAGUUUUUUGGGCUCACUUCAUGCCAGGUAGUCUAAUUUUACCUCCCUUUCAGAAGAAAUGCUGGUAUAGAUGGAGAUAGUGAGCCAAUUCGUUUUGUUAAUUUAUCCCAAAAGAUCCUAAUUUAUCCAAAAGAUCCGACGAUGCUCUUAUUUAAACAUUGUAUUUGGUUACAGUAUCAUUAGCGAAACUGUACGAUUGUUUCUGAUUUUGCAAUCAUUUAAUUUAUCUGAUAAACUAGUGUUGCUAAA
Messenger RNA from Ananas comosus (pineapple), 2334 nucleotides. Its product is annotated as glucosidase 2 subunit beta. The record is from RefSeq and is a predicted model, not a curated record. Lineage: Eukaryota; Viridiplantae; Streptophyta; Magnoliopsida; Poales; Bromeliaceae. The coding region runs from base 64 to 1980 and encodes 638 amino acids. The transcript has 16 exons. Gene Ontology annotation, biological process: N-glycan processing. Gene Ontology annotation, cellular component: glucosidase II complex.